AUGGGCACCUCGGCUUCGAAACCGGACAGCCUGUCCAUCGCUAACCAUCCGGCUAAACGAGUACCGGGGCCAAGGUUACUUCAUCAUCUCGUGGCCAGAGCUUCACACAAGUCGCCACUCGCCAUCGACUUUCUCUCCACAAGCGGGCAGCGAACGUCUUUAUCGUAUGCCUCCUUACACGAGGCUUCCGAUGUAUUGGCAAACAGGAUCUCGGCUCUCGCAGGAGGCUCGAACUACUCGUCACCGUUCGUUGUUCCAGUUCUGAUCCCGCAAAGCCUGGAGCUGUACAUCGCCAUACUAGCUAUCUUGAAGGUCGGAGGUGCAUUUUGCCCGAUAAACUUGGAUGUGCCCUCGAGCCGCACCAAGUUUAUUCUAGAGGAUGUUUCCGCCAAACUUGUGAUUACCACGUCCGAGCUGGCCGGCAACUUGCCAGCUGGAAAUUAUUCUGUCCUUCUUGUCGACAACGAAAGGGGUGUGGCUGCGGUAGGAAAACGUUCUUCCCACCGCAAGUCUACCCCAUCCGACCUCGCAUACGUGAUGUACACCUCCGGCUCAACUGGGACACCAAAGGGGGUAGGCGUGUCCCAUGACGCCGCUACGCAGAGUUUACUCGCUCAUGAACGUCAUAUUCCGCCAUUUUCACGCUUCUUGCAAUUCGCCGCGCCCACGUUUGAUGUUUCUGUUUUUGAGAUCUUCUUUCCGUUGUUUCGCGGUAAGACUCUCGUUGCCUGUGCCCGGUCGACAAUGCUGAACGACCUGCCGGCUGUCAUUCGGGAUAUGGAGGUGGACGCGUGUGAGCUGACGCCCAGUGUGGCCGGGAGUCUUCUCCGGACCCGACAAAACGCGCCCGGUCUUCGCUUGCUGUUGACAAUCGGAGAGAUGCUCACGCAACCGGUGGUGGAGGAAUUUGGCGGUGCGGAUGGCCGUCGGAGUAUCCUUUGGGGCAUGUAUGGUCCGACGGAAGCGGCGAUUCACUGUACGCUCCAAGCUGAGUUCGCUAGUCGCUCAGCUGUUCAGAACAUUGGCGUCCCAAUCGACACUGUAUCCGCCUUUAUCCUCAACAUUCCCACAGAACACAGCACGAACCAAGCCAUCUCCGUCCUUCCUCGUGGAGAAAUCGGUGAGCUAGCCUUGGGUGGGUACCAGCUCGCCCAAGGUUAUCUCAACCGGCCGGAGCAGACAUCAGUUGCAUUCAUCGACAGCUCGUAUGGUCGCCUUUACCGGACGGGAGACAAAGCCCGGAUGCUUUUGGACGGCACGCUCGAAUGUCUUGGCCGGAUUGCCGACGGGCAGGUCAAGCUCAGGGGCCAGAGAAUGGAGCUUGGGGAGAUCGAGCAGGCUGCAUUGAAAACCCCGGGAUGCCACAGUGCCGCUGCCACGGUUAAAGAAGCUACGCUUAUUUUGUUUUGCGCGGUCGAUGAUGGAUCUGGUGAUAUAAGAGAUGCUAUUCUGCAGUCCUGCAAACAAUGGCUUCCCGGGUUCAUGGUCCCUAACGAGAUUGUUAUGGUGCCAAGUUUCCCGCGUCUCGCAUCGGGGAAGGUUGACAGGAACACAUUGGCUGCUGAGCACGGAACUCAGACCAUUGGCUCAUCUCUAGACAUUCCGUACAGGGACGCGCUGGAGGAGCAGCUGUGUGCGGUCACGGGCACUUUCCUGGGGGUUCAAGUUCAACCAGACCAAGACCUGUCCAAAUCUGGUCUGGAUUCACUCACGGCGAUCAAGCUUGCUUCGCUAUUACGAGACGCCGGGUUUCGAGUCGGUGCCAUCGAUCUUUUGGCGGACCGGUCUGUCUCGGCGAUACACAAACGGAUACUUUCCGGACUUGGAGCCGGGAUACCACCGGCCGGGCCUCGAAUGAACGUUGCCCAUUCGAGGCCAGACAUUCCAGAUGUGGUAGCCGACAACCCAGUACUUGCAGCAAGUGGCCGGGCCGUCGAAUCAAUUCUCCCCUGCACACCACUUCAACGGUCCAUGCUGGCCGAGACAAUGGCUAAUUCCCGCACGUACUGCAACUGGGUCGAACUGCGAAUCGAUGGUCCACACCCCCGAGAAAUUGUGCGGUCCUGGUUCUUGCAACUGGCCCAAUCGAACGAAGCACUACGCACUGGCUUUGUGAGGCACGACGGGCGGAUUAUGCAAGUUGUUUUCGAGCAGCCCCUGCCAUCAAUCAUUGUGCUUGCCGACUCUAUCGACCGUGAGUUUGAAUUGCGCGAGGAAGCCGAUUUUCUCUGUCCAUUCCGCGUUUGGUUAUCUCAAACGCAAGGGUCCGUUAGCACCACUGCCAUUCUGCAGAUUCAUCAUGCAGUGUAUGAUGGUUGGUCGUUGGACUUGCUCCUUUAUGACUUGGAGAGACUAGCUCAAGGGCAGGAGUUGGCAGUUCGGCCACAGUUUCGUCGGGUCUUGGAGCAUCAACUCUCGGAGGAAUAUGCCCAAAACCGCGACGCGGCAACUGAGUUCUGGGCCGGGAAUUUACAGGGGUUCCAACCUCCGGGGCUCCUAGUACUUAACCCAGAAACAAACCAUACACCAACCGUCCUAUCAGCCACUGUUCCUGUCCCUAUCGACCCCAAAGCUCUCAGGGAAGGCCUUCAGAGCGUGGAGUGUGGACCGCAAACCAUCUUCCAAGCCGCGCUGGCCUGGUUGUGGAGUAGCAUGGUUGGGUCAGAAGACGUGGUGGUCGGUUCAAUACAAUCUGGAAGGACUUUGCCUGUAUCCAGGAUUGAAGACAUCGUCGGGCUUUGCAUCACUGCAGUGCCUCUCCGAACUAACCUGUCCCAAGUGCGCACAGUAAGGGACCUUCUCUUGGGUGUUCAUGCUGGGAACAGGGCGGCCAUGCCGCACGGCGUCUUGUCCCUGCCUGAUAUCAAACGGAGCGCAGGUAUCCGUCCUGGACAGUCGCUUUACGACGUUCUCUUCGUCUAUCAAGAGUCCCUAAAUAACCAGAGUAGCACCAGUAUUAUCAAACAGGUUGCUCAUCAUGACUAUCUCGAGACAAAACUCCUAGUCGAGGUCGAGCCAAGGGGCGCGCAUUUCGAUUGCCGGUUCACCUAUCAUUCGGAUGCGUUUCCGGAAUCCCAGGUCCGGAUCAUGGCAGAAUUGAUACCGGCCUUGGUGUCUCGAAUUCUCAGCAAUAUGGACGUGGAGCUCACUACCUUACGAUCGGCUUUCCCUGACCAUCUGCUCUCCAUCUUCAACCCCACCCCAAAGACCGUUUUUGGCACCCUUGAUUUGGCAACCGCGGUCGAACAAACAGCCGUGGAGUUUCCGCACAAAGACGCCGUGUGCUUCGUUGACAACAUAUCUGAUGGCGUCAUAUCCACCACCACCAUCACUUUCGCUGAGUUGAACAACAUGGCCAACUGCAUUUCCGGCCACCUGCUUGAACAUGGCGUUGGAGAAGGCGACGUGGUAGCCAUCGUCAUGGAAAAGUCGAUACGUCUUUACGCUGGUAUCCUGGCAAUUCUCAAGGCUGGCUGUGCAUACCUCCCACUUUUACCAAGCACCCCUGUCAAGCGGAUUCAAGGGAUUUUCCAGCAAGCUGACGUUGGACUCUGUCUGGUUGAUACCGUCACUCAGAAGAAAUGGGACCCGGAGCUUUCGUGCCGUUUUUUGAACAUUGAAUCCAUCAGUCUCACGAAACCGGUUGGCCAAUACGACAAGCCGCAGCCUGACACUGCUCGUUUAGCAUACAUCAUCUACACAUCGGGCAGCACCGGGGUGCCCAAGGGCGUCUGUCUCACUCAGCUCAACAUCAUGAGCAACCUGGAUGUGUUGUCGCGGAUAUACCCGGUCAAAGAAACUUCUCGGCUCUUGCAGUCCUGUUCCCAAGCCUUCGACGUCUCUGUGUUCGAGAUCUUCUUUGCGUGGACUCGCGGACUGUGCUUAUGCUCGGCCACAAACGACAUGCUCUUCGAGGAUCUCGAAAGAUCAAUCCGCAAGCUCAAUGUCACCCAUCUCAGCAUGACACCCACCGUGGCAUCGUUGGUUGACCCAGUCAACGUCCCAUGUGUUGAAUUCCUCGUCACCGCCGGAGAAGCCAUGACGGAAUCCGUGGCCCGUCAAUGGGGCGACAAGCUUUUCCAGGGGUACGGUCCAUCUGAAACGACAAAUAUCUGCAGCGUCAAGCAGAUGGGCCCAAAUCAGGCUGUUCAGCACUUGGGCCGGUCCUUCGGCAACACCUCAACGUUUGUAAUGCAUCAAGAUAGUACAGAAAUCGUACCUGUGGGCUGCCUCGGAGAGUUUUGCUUUGGUGGCGACCAGGUUGCACGGGGGUACCUCAAAAUGGAAGAGCUCACAGCGGCAAAGUUUAUUCAUCAUCCCAAAUUUGGCAGACUUUACAGAUCUGGCGACUUGGGGCGUAUGCUUCCGGAUGGGUCCAUGGUCAUUGUCGGCCGAGCGGACGAGCAGAUCAAAAUCCGGGGACAACGGGUGGAGCUCGACGAGAUCAAUGCCGCGAUUCGUGAGUCGGGGUACACUGAGUGUGCAACCCUGUUUCUGAAGGAGGGAGAAACAGGCAUGCGGGAUCAGAUUACCUCCUUUAUCGUGUUGAACAAGCAGGAUACCGACGGGUGUCAGGUGUUGGAAGUGGAUGACGGACUCAGGAGUAAUAUCCAAAGCCUGUAUCAGUCUCUCAACUCCCAGCUUCCAACGUACAUGAUCCCAUCGGCUGUCAUCCCCAUCUCGUCAAUCCCGAUCACUACUUCGGGCAAGUUGGAUCGAACCCGCUUGAAGCAGGCUUUUGCCGACAUUCAGAAACGGCAACUCGGUGCCGUGAAUUGCGGUGCUGCCUCUGAUGUGGAUGACAAAGAGUGGUCUGACACCGAGAAAAAGAUCGCCCGGGCCAUUUGCUCUGCUCUUAACGUUGACAAAGUUGAUCUACACAGAUGGACACCGUUGGCUACACUCGGGCUUGAUUCCAUAUCUGCAAUCCAGGUCUCGAGGAAAAUCUCGGAUACGCUAGGUAAACGAUUGCCUAUCUCGGCUAUUUUACAAAACACUUCAGUUGCAAGACUUGCCAGGAUAACGUCGAAACUGAAUGAUGGGGAAGCGAAACAAGUUCAGGUGCCAGACUUCCUCCCACAACAUGCUUUGGAUGACGUCGCCGGGCGUUUGGGGGAGGCGGGGAUCUCAUUCUCUAAAGUACUCCCAUGCAUGCCCCUACAGGAGGCCAUGCUCACCGCCUCAUUGACUGGUGGUCAAUACCUCAACCGCAUGCUAUUCAAGAUUACUGGGGAUUUCGAGAAAGUGAGAGCCGCUUGGAAUGCCAUGGUUCUGCGGCAUGAUAUCCUCCGGACGUGUUUUGUAUCCGGAGUCGAUACGCAGUGGCCGAUCUUACAAGUCGUUCUCGACCCCUGGACGGUCUCCUGGAAUGAGUUUGAGGGCUCCAUUGACCAGUGUGUGGCCAAGCACGCGCAGACUCUGCCACCUGCGGUGGACUCGCUGAUCCCUGCGGUAGCAUUUGCCACGGUCAAACACGGGGACGAUACCUUCUUGUCUUUUGUGUGCCACCAUGCUCUGUAUGAUGGUGUCGCCGUCGAGAAACUGCUCCAUGAAGUUGAGAAGCAUGUUACUGGCGAGCCACUCCCGCCGGUGCCGUCUUCCGAACGGUUCCUGGAGCAAUCCCUCAAAGUCACAAAGAGCACCGACGUCUUUUGGCUAGACCAUCUGGCCGGGUACCAGCCAAAGUUUGUUUUGGAUCUCCAGUCAAACCCGUCGGAACCGUUUGACAUUCGACACUCACUGGAUAUUCCCUUGUCUGAGGUCAUUGCUAAGACGCGGGAUCUUGGCGUUUCGCUUCUUGCUGUGGUUCAGGCAGGAUGGGCAGCGACGCUCGCUAGCAUCUUUCAAGUCCGCAUGAAUCUUUCUCGGCAGCCUCGGAAUCUCGAUUUGUUGAGGGCCUUCCACACUCUCAGUGCCCAACUCUUGCAGCAUCAGUUCACCCCACUUCGACGGAUUCGGUCUUUGAUUCCUGGGAACAGCGAGUCCUAUUUGUUUGAUACACUACUGCUUCUUCAGCCAAGCCCUCGACCCCUGGAUUCGUCCAUUUGGACGCUGGAACGAGACCAUGGGGAAACGGAUGUCCCUCUGGUCUGUGAGCUGACGCCGGAUCAUCAUGCCGAUGCCUUGAACAUCAAAAUCCACACCAUUGAAAGCAAAGCAUUCCCUGUCGGCUUGGUGGAAUUGAUUUACGACUUGUUUGUUCAUGCUCUGGCGCACAGCUUGCAGUUCCCGGGGUCACGUACAAGCCACGUCAGCUUGCCCUCAGUUCUCGUGGAGAGGCUCAGCCAUGUGAUAUACCGACGUCCAGCACCCACCGUCGCAGUGGAAAAGCCGGAUGAGCCCGACGAGAUUUGGACAAAUUUGGAGGUUACAAUCCGUGACGUGCUAGCUGAGUUUGCGGCUCGAUCACCAGAACAUAUCCGGCGCGAAACGACAAUCUAUCAACUGGGUUUGGACAGUAUCAGCGCUGUGCUAGUUGCAUCCGCUCUCCGAAAACGAGGUUACGAGAUGCUCGCUUCCGACAUCAUUACGCAUCCGACGUGCGCCAGCCUUGCUCAGUAUCUAGAGGCUCGCACGCCGGAAUCAAGUUCCCGCCAGAUGUACGACAUCGCCGCAUUUCAGACACAGGUCUGGGACCAGGUGCUUGACCAGGGCAUACCCAUGACUACAAUCGAAGCAAUUCUUCCAUGCACACCACUACAGUCUGGCAUGAUGGCCCAGUUUAUCAAGUCUGGUGGCCGGGAUUACUUCAAUUUCAUCAAUUUUGAUGUCGGGCCUGGAGUUGACAUCAAGGGGCUUGCGGAUGCGUGGGGUACUGUUUCGCGAGCACACACAAUUCUUCGGACCAGCAUCGUACCUGUCGAACAUGACGACUGUGCCUUUGCCAUGGUGCAGCGCGGUCUGGACCCAGCUGGGUCAAGCGCAGUGACAUCUGUCCAGCCAUCACCCGGGUUUGACAUCCGUGGAUGGCAACGUGACACAGCUGAAGCAGCGUGCAAAGCACCCCACACCGGGCUUUGGGCCGUUGCAUUGGUCGAACAGGGAGAAAUGAUUGAGAUGCAUCUCGCGAUUCACCAUGCACUCUACGACGCGUACUCUCUCCAGACCAUACUGGAUGACCUCGCUCGGGCGGCAAAUUGUGAAAGUAUCUCCUCUGAGAGGGGUUCUCUGGGUGCCGUUGCGGAUAUCAUGGGCCAGGCUUUGUCGGAAUCCGAGGCAUCCACCAAUUUCUGGAUCGAGAAGGCGGGAGAUGUUGUGAUCAACACCUUUCCGGUCCUCACGCCCCUAAGGGAGACAUCACGGGUUGUGCUGGCGGAGUGCAUCACUAGUGCCACUUCUUUGUCUGAGCUAGAAGAUGCAGCAUCCAAAUCCGGCCACACUCUGCAAGUCAUUCUCCAAGCAGCAUGGACACGAGUUCUGUGCGCCUAUCUCGGGGAGGAAUCCGUGGUCUUCGGGGUCGUUCUCUCCGGGCGCAACACAGAAGCAACUCGUGACGCUGCUUUUCCGUGCAUUACCACACUUCCGGUGGUAUCCCGCAACAACAACUCCAACCACGCUCUCCUAGCCCAAAUGCUCCAGUACAACACUGAGCUCUCUGCGCAACAGCAUCAACCGUUGACGCGGAUUCAGCAAAGGUUGGGAUGCUCGGACGCCAAAUUGUUUGACACACUGUUGGUCUACCAAAAGUUUGGGCGGAGCACUGCAAAUUCUCCGCCAUGGCGGGUUGUGAAAGAGGACGCCUUCAUUGACUUUCCCAUUUCUAUCGAGGUUGAGCCGAGCACAGACGGCAGUCUCAAGCAUCAGAUUACGUUCUUCAGUGAUGUGCUGUCCAACGAACAGGCAAGUCUCCUUUUGAGGCAAUUUGACGCAGCCGUCCAGCACCUCGCCUUUUAUCCUUCUGGGCAGGAUGCGGAUUUGUUUGGUCAAUGUCCGGGCGUCUUUUCAGUUCUCCCCGCUGAGACACCGGUAAUACCGACCAGCGUCCGGUAUCUCCACCAGUUCGUGGAGCUCUCUGCUCGACAAUCUCCUGCCGCGACGGCGUUGCACUUUGUGGACAGAUUCGACAAUGAUGUCCCGGUUGGGCGAAAGUGGACCUACAAAGAUCUUGACGACAACGGCAAUCGUGUUGCCCACUUGCUCACCCCCCACGCCCGGCCCGGGGAUAUCGUUGCCGUGUGUUUCGGCAAAUGCCCCGAGGCCUACUUUUCCAUCCUAGGUGUUCUCAAGACCGGUUGUGCCUUUGUGGCCCUCGACCCAAGCGCCCCACGGGCUCGAAAUGAGUUCAUUCUAAAGGAUUCCGGAGCAGUUGCGUUGGUUGCGUCAAAUAAUAUGAAGAGCAACCUUGAGGUUCUGCCCGGUGUAGAACGUUUGGUUGUCGACCUCGACUCCCUUUCGUCCAUACCACCGGUCCCAUUGGCCCUAGAACCAGCGGUGCAACCAUCCGAUGUGUGUUACUGCCUGUAUACCUCUGGCACAACGGGCACACCCAAAGGGUGCGAGAUCACUCACGACAACGCGGUCCAAUGCAUGCUAGCAUUCCAACACAUUUUUGAGGGCCACUGGCAGCAAGAUUCAAGAUGGCUGCAGUUUGCAGCUCUGCAUUUCGACGUGUCGGUCUUGGAACAGUACUGGACAUGGUCUGUCGGAAUCACCUUGGUCGCGGCUCCGAGAGAUUUGAUCCUUGAAGACCUGACUGGCGUCAUCUCCCGACUAGAGAUCACGCACAUCGACCUUACACCCAGUCUUGCGCGGCUGCUACAUCCAGAUGAUGUCCCCAGCCUCUGCAAGGGUGUUUUUAUCACAGGUGGUGAGUCACUGAAGCAGGAGAUUCUGGAUGUCUGGGGUUCCAAAGCUGUCAUUUACAACUUUUACGGUCCUACCGAGGCCACGAUUGGCGUUACCGCUUUCCCCAGGGUUCCUACUACCGGUCGCGCAUCGAACAUUGGACGGCAAUUCAUCAACGUCGGAUCCUAUGUUCUUAAGCCGGAUUCAGAGGACCCCGUUCUGAGAGGAGCCGUGGGCGAACUCUGUGUCUCUGGGAGGUUGGUUGGCAAGGGGUACCUACAUCGUGACGACCUGACCGCUUUGAAGUUCCCUACGUUGCAAAGAUUCGGGGAGCGUGUCUACCGAACCGGUGAUUUGGUUCGAGUGCUGCACGAUGGUUGUUUUGAGUUCCUCGGCCGUGCGGAUGACCAGGUCAAACUCCGGGGCCAGCGUCUCGAAAUUGGCGAGAUCAACCAUACCAUUCGCAAAGGGGUCAACACUGUCCAAGACGUUGCCACGCUGGUUGUCCGCAAUGAGGCCCAGCGCAAAGACCUCCUUGUGUCCUUUAUCACGGCGGUGAAAGGGACUAAACCAAGAGGGCCGGAUGCGCGUCUCGAGCUCAUGACCAGCCCAGAGGCUGUGGCACUCUGCCAACGUACCCGGGAUGCGUGCCGAUCGAAACUGCCUGGUUACAUGGUCCCAACAUAUGUUCUUCCGGUCGCGUUCAUCCCACUAUCAUCCAACAACAAGGCAGAGAUCAAGCAACUCAGGCACUUCUUUGUUUCUCUGAAUUCAGAGCACCUGAUUUCGCUGUCCUCUUCUGGCAACACGGUUCAAAAGCUCGAUGCGGCCGGCAAGAAGAUUGCCGCCGUUAUCGCUAGAAUGCAGAAGCUUGAUAUUCGGUCCAUAACCUCAAACUCGAACAUUUUUGAGCUCGGGGUCGAUUCGUUGUCCGUCCUACGUUUGUGUCGGGCCUUGAAAAAAGAAGGUUUCGUCCAUGCCAGCGUUUCCCUGAUCAUGCAACAACCGGUGAUGAAGGAUCUUUCAAAAGCUCUUGCAUCUAAAGAGACGCGCGGCAACUCUGCGCUGGUCACGGAAGCACGACAGCUUAUCCGCGGAUGUGGGCAUACAUAUCGGGCAUUGGUUUGCCGGGAACUGGCAACCACAGCAGCCGAGAUUGAGUACAUUGCUCCGUGCUCACCGUUGCAACAGGGAAUGAUGUCGAAAUCCGUAACGGACAACGCGUACUUCAACGCGUUCCAACUGUCCUUGACAUCCGAGACCUCUAUCGAGCGUUUGCGCGAUGCCUUGCGAAAGACCGUGGAUGACUUGCCUAUUCUCCGCACGGCGUUCUUGGCGACACCCGAAGGUGUCGUGCAAGUCGCAUUGAAACGGCGUUCCCUUCCUUGGUAUAAUAUCCACGCCGGCGGUCAAAGCGUGGCAGAGGUUAUGAUGACAGCUCGUGAUUCAUGGAUCUCACGCAACCAAGACACGUUGAGCCAGCCCAUUGAAGCCGUUCUCGUCGAAGAGGAAGGUGCACGCCUGCUUGUUCUUCACAUCUUCCAUGGGCUCUACGAUGCCAACAGCCUCAAAUUGGUUCUAGAUCGAGUGGUAGAAGAAUACCGAGCACUCGAAAACCGGCCUCGGAGAUUUGACCCCGAAACCGCGCCAUCCUUCCUCGAUGCGAUGUGCCACGGUCCGCUGCAGAACUUCGAAAGCAGCAAAUCGUUCUGGCUCGCUCAUCUGUCCUGUGCUACUCCCACGGUGUUAUCUGAAAUCGGGGACUUGCCGGUGCGGUUUGAAGAACGGCGGGUCCGAUUUGAAGAGCUUGAGCUGUUGAAAACACGGCUCGGCGUCACGCACCAAGCACUUGUCCAGGCAGCCUGGGUUGCCGUUUUAUCGAAGCAUACCAUAAACGGCCCGACAAUUGGUAUAAUCGUCUCGGGGAGGAACAUGAAACUUGACGGGGCUGAAAACGUUGUGGGACCGCUGUUCAACACUCUCCCUUUCCAUGCCCGAAUCACGCCCGGACAAGGCAUGACAUGGUCUUCGUUGAUCCGGCAGUGUCACGACUUCAACAUCACCGCUCUGGGCUUUGAGCAUGUACCUCUUCGUGACAUUCAAAAGUGGUGUAGUAAUGGCAGACCUUUGUUUGACACAUUAUUUUCGUUCCAAAGGGAUGAGCCGACACCGGGCGAACAACACCCUCUAUGGAGACUCAUCGAUGCUCCGCCGAACCCGGAUUACCCCCUUGCGUUGGAAGCUACCUUGGACCUCAGUCACUCCUUGAGACUACUUAUCGUUCGCAGAGGUGAUUUUGUGGGAGUGGAGGGGCUGAUGGACGACUUAGAGCAAGCGUUCAUGGCCAUGGCCAACGAUGAUGAUGGUGUCGUUGGCGUUGGAACCCCGCUAAUAGUCACAGGACAAGGGGAAAUUCCACGUGGCGAAUAUGUUCCGGAUGGGGCCUUGCUGAACAAAGUCCCUCGUUCUACCGCAACCGACACCUCAUUUUCCUGGACUGUUGAAGCCAUUGAGAUCCGCAAUGCGGUGGCCACACUCGCUGACACCGACCUGGGAACUAUCAAUGAAACGACUCCUCUGUUUGGAUUGGGUCUCGACAGUAUUGAUCUCAUCAGACUCUCGGCUAUGCUCAAGACAAAAGGAAUACAGAUCAAAACAAACGAGGUGAUGAAAGCGCAAACGAUUUCCGCCAUGGCCAAUUUGCUUCGAACCCGGGCCCGUGGUCCCCAGCCAAGCGAGAUCAAUGCCACGGCUCAACACAUGGCUUCCGAAGUAACUUCGUUCCGAGAACAUGUCCGCGGAACUGCUGCGGUCGGUGACGACGACAUUGUGCUCCCUGUCACCCACCUCCAAAAGGCCAUGGUGGUUGGAAUGAUUGAGUCCGACUUUCAGCUUUACUUCAACCACGAUAUCAUGGAAUUGGCAGUGUCAGUCGACAUGGACAGACUGAAAGACGCGUGGCAGGCAGUCAUUGCCGGAUCACCCAUUCUGCGCACACGGUUCCUGGCAGUCAACGGCCCGACUUCCAAAGCAUCAUAUUGCCAAAUCAUCAGCAAUGAGUCAUCAGGGCACAUAACUGAUAUGCAGUUGGAGACGAAGGAUGAACUAGCCAAGGUCUGUGAUGCAGCGAUGCUCCGAGCAAAAAAGGGGUCUGGGGCGUCUGAGCUCCUCCAACUUGCCUUCGUCUCGGUUGGGGCGCAGCGAUUCUUGGUGCUGUCCAUCGCCCAUGCUUUGUACGACGGUUGGUCGCUGGGGCUUUUGCACCGUGACGUGCACGAUGCGUACCAUGGAUCUUAUCAUCCAUCGGACAUACAGGCUUACACAAAACAAGUUGCCGAGCUUGUCUCGCAUCAUGAUCCGGAUGCUGCGGGCUUCUGGGCUGGAUACCUACAGGACGUGGAGCCGACCCUGCUCCCGUCUAGGACCGUGACAAGAGAGUCAAUCAUCCACCGAACCGAGGUGUCAUCAUCCACACGAACGACCACCAUCAUUCAAUUCUGCAAAGCAAACGCUGUGACCCUGCAAACGUUAGGUCAGGCGUGCUGGUCUGCGUACCUCGCAGCACGUACAGGCUCUCUCGACGUCACUUUUGGGGCAGUGUUGUCCUGUAGAGACACCGCAUCACUCGAAACUCUCAGAUUUCCAACCAUAAAUACCGUCGUAAUCCGCAGCGUUUUGCACGGCACGGUAUCUUCAUGGUUGCAGUACAUGCAACGGAAUAUCAACGAGAUCAAUUGUCACCCCCACCUCGCCCUCCGAGACGCACGAAACCUCGCUAAAGCCCGGGGGCCUCUGUUCAACACCCUCUUCAUCCAUCAGAGGGGCCCAUCCUCCAACCCUAACCAGCCGACACAUCCCCAGCUGAUGGUUUCGGCGGAUGGAAACGCAAACGCAAACGCAAACGUCGAAUACCCUGUGUGUGUGGAAACCGAGAUGACGGAGGACGGAUUUGUGUGGCGGUCGGCGUGCUCUGCGACGUACGUAUCGCCGGCCGAGUCGUCGCGGGUGUUGCGGGAGCUCGAUAGUACUCUCGGUAAUAUUGUCAAGUAUCCCGAGGGGAACGUGCUGAGAAUACUCAACGGAAUGCAAGUCACGGUUUGCGACCGGGGUCCCAUCACCAUACGACACCCCGAUAUAAGCCUCCGGGCGAAAAACGAAGACUCAAAGGUCGAUGGGGGUCAAGUUAAUGAAGACGGGCUUGAAGAAGGGAAGGCCAAUGCGGCAAAAUGGGCACCUUUUGAGAUCCUCAUUAGAGAUGUCUUCGCCGCAUUGUUAGAGGUUCCGCCUGAAGUGAUCCGGCGGAGUGACAACGUAUUCCACUUAGGCCUAGACUGCCUGGAAGCUGUCAGGGCCAGCUCGCUGUUCCGGAAAGCCGGGAUCACCAUUCCGUUCACGGAAAUGGUCAUGGGAAAGACCAUCCCUGAACUGGCUUUUCUAGCUCUGGAGAACAGGGGGAAGGAGGCGCGUCCGUCACCCAAGGACGAUGGGCUUGAAAAAGGAUUCAACACUUUCUUCGGGCGAGAAAUCCUGGACGACGCAUGCAUUGAUGAAGCCAGCGUGGAGGCCAUCGUCCCUGCGACGCCACAGCAGGUCCACAUGCUUGCGGUGUCGCAAAACACUCAAGGCGAUCUCUUUUUUCCGGUUUUCCGAUACACGCUUCCAGGGCACCUUGAACUACUCACCAUCGCUGGUGCCUGGGAUACGUUGGUGGCCGACCUUCCAAUCCUGAGGACGGCCUUCUUGCCGAGCAAUUCGCCAUCCGCCCCGGUGUUACAAGUGGUCUUCAAACCUGUUUAUCUCGGAGCACAGAUCUCGAACAACAAUACCAGUUACCAAAACCAUCCACCAGAGAACACUUCACAGCCAUACCACACACUCCGCGUGGAAAGGUCCGGUGACGUUUGGGAUAUCGAGCUUAGAAUCCAUCACGCCCUGUAUGAUGCCGUCAGUCUUUCAGCAAUGUUGGACCGGUUUGUCGCAUUGUGUUGCAGUGCUUGCCCAGCAGCCAGUACAUUCAACUGGGCAACCAUCUAUUCUCAACUCCAUUCCACGGUAGCCGACACCGAACGACGGGAGUACUGGAUCAAUUAUAUGCACAAUGAUGAACACGAAUUACUCUUCCCCCUGUCGUCAUCGGGGACACCCGCAAAACCGCGGAUUGAUGUUGUCCGCCAAGGAGCCAUCAAAAACGCACGUAGUCUGAUUGAUGUCUGCAAAAAGCGUGGAGUCACCCUACAAGCGCUUUUUUUCGCCGCCUAUGCAGAAUCUGUCGCCCGUUUAGCCGAUCGUCGGCCAAGCAAUGUUGUCUUCGGUGUGUAUCUCGCCAAUCGUACCGACCACGAUCAACCCGGGGCAGAAUUUUACCCCUUGCUCCGGCUCGUGCCCCUGUGUCUCCGGUUCUGGACACGCGAUCUGCUAGAACUUGCAGCUACUGUUCAAAGAAUGAUCCUCACAAUCUCGAAGCGGGUGUACAAUGAAGCGGGUUUGUGGGAAAUCAAGGAAUGGACGGGGGUCACGGUCGACUCGUUUGUGAACUUUCUUCCCAGGCGAAAAGCAAUGGUGGGUGAGUCGCAGGGUCUGAGCCUAGAGCUCGGCAAGAGCUCGAUCAACCGGACGCUGGAUGAGGGGAUCCAGGGCUUGGAUGGCACCCCUAAGGACGUGGUCAGCAUUGUGCCGGACUCCGUGAGAGACGCAUUCCCGGAUCCCGUGGAUGUGGAAGCUUCCAUGGAAGGAGAUGAGAUGACCAUCGGCGUUUUUUGCCCCCCUGAGCGCCUCGACACGAACGGGGCAGAAAAACUCCUUGAUUGCAUUGUGCAUGUUUUGACAGAGAUCGUCGAAUGA
Molecule: messenger RNA, 14625 nt
Organism: Dichotomopilus funicola
Lineage: Eukaryota; Fungi; Ascomycota; Sordariomycetes; Sordariales; Chaetomiaceae
Product: non-ribosomal peptide synthetase
Exons: 5
Coding region: 1-14625 (4874 amino acids)
Biological process (GO): amino acid activation for nonribosomal peptide biosynthetic process; ferrichrome biosynthetic process; cellular response to iron ion starvation
Cellular component (GO): cytoplasm
Molecular function (GO): catalytic activity; phosphopantetheine binding
Source: RefSeq, a predicted model, not a curated record